UCUGGAAACUGCCUGCUGGAUUUUCUACUACUGCGAUCGAACCCGCCGCUCAGUCUGCCUGCUGCCGCUGCGGGGACUCCGUGGAUGGAAAAUGUAGUAUAAAAGCAGCCGGAGAAGUCUGUACAGAUUGCUGUGAACCUCUGAGUGAAGAUGGCCUUCUUUCAGAACAACUUCUGGGGGGAGAAGAAUGCCGGCUUUGACGUGCUCUACCACAACAUGAAGCAUGGCCAGCUGGCAACCAAAGAGCUCGCCGAGUUUGUCCGUGAGAGGGCAGCCAUUGAAGAGACGUACGCCAAAUCAAUGAGCAAACUGGCAAAGGUGGCGAGUAACGGGAGUCCACUGGGGACGUUUGCUCCCAUGUGGGACGUGUUCAGGGUGUCAUCAGACAAACUGGCCCUCUGUCACCUGGAGCUGAUGAGGAAGAUGAACGAUCUCAUCCGGGACAUCAACAAGUACGGAGAUGAGCAGGUCAAAAUUCACCGCAAGACAAAGGAAGAGAUGGUGGGGACAGUGGAGGCAGUGCAGGCACUGCAGGUUCAAACUGGUCACCUUCAGAAGUCGAAGGAGUCUUACCACGGCAAGUGUUUGGAGCUGGACCGCCUCAGGAAGGACGGGGGUCCACAGAAAGAACUGGAGAAGGCGGAGCUGAAGUCCAAGAAAGCAGCAGAGUCAUUUGCGUUGUGCAUUGAGAAGCACAACCGCGUGGGAGGAGAGUUUGAGCAGAAGAUGAGCGGGUCUGCCCAGAGGUUUCAGGAAAUCGAAGAGGUUCACCUGCGGCAGAUGAAACAGCUGAUCAAAGGUUACUCCCACUCCAUAGAAGACACCCACGUCCAGGUGGGACAGGUGCAUGAGGAAUUCAAGCAGAACGUGGAAAACAUCGGCAUCGACAACCUCAUCCAGAAAUUUGCCGAGCAGAAGGGCACGGGCAAGGACAGGCCAGCUCUGGCUGGUUUUGAGGAGUACAUGACAGCUUUGGCACCUGAAGGUGGCAAGAAGAGUCGAGCUAAAGCUUUUAGGAUCCCGGGCCUGGGCAAGAGGGACAAGGAGCCAGACUCUACGGAUUCAGCAGUGACUGAGACACUGAACUCGCCACUGGAAGUGGACGAUGAAGGAUUUGUCAUCCGAGCCGACAGCACCCAGAAUGGCUGCUCUGAUGAGAAGGAGAACAACUUCUACUCCAGUGAUUCAGAUUUCGAUGAUGAGGAGCCCAAAAAGUUCCACAUCCAGAUCCGACCGGUCACCACGAGUAAUCGCGGCAACUCUGCCACCACAGAAAAAGAGCUGAAGGCCACUGUUGGGACGCUCACCCUGCCGCCCAAUCGAGGUUUACGGCAACAGGUGUCAGUCAAGCGGCAUCUUUCCAGAAACUCAAGUACUGCAGGAGGUCGAUCAGAAGAAGAUGAUGCCGCCUCCCACAGGGAUGGAGAGCAGGAAGGCCUACGCAGGUCCACCUCCAGUCCUGAUCACAGCAGGUUGAGCUCCACAGCGUCGGUGUCAGACAGUCUGUUUGGACCUCCGCUGGAGUCUGCCUUCAAGUCCAAAAGCUUUGAUGGCAGGGAGCAACUUAGAGACCAGAGCUUCGGUGCCUCUGAGUAUGCUGCCUUCUCGUCUGACUCCUCUUCACCUGAGAAUGUUGAAGACUCUGGUCUGGACUCGCCUUCCCAUCAGACCCUUGGACCCUCACCAGAGCCGGUGGGUUGGGCAGCUUGGCCUCCUGUGUCACAGAGUAAAGCUCAAACCCGGGGACGGCCCGCGGACCCUUUUCUCAGUGCUUUCCGUGACCCCUCGCCUGCUCGCAGCCCGCACCCUCAAGAAGACCCUGCUAGAGUCUGGUCUGUUGCCCCAUCUCGUCCCUCUGGGCUUCCCACAGAAAUGGAGCCCUCAUCGAUGCAGUUUCCUCCUUUCUCUCAGCCCCUCUUCCCUCCUGAGACAGAGUCAUCGGUGUGGAACUGUAAACACAUCCCCCCCGAGGAUCCCUUCCUCACCGCGUUUGAGAGGACGGUCACACAGGAGCCCUUAAACCUGUCUGACGCUUGGGCUCGCCCGCCUCCUCGCCCAAACCAGGAGAGCAGGGGCAUGGAGGUGCGAGGGGACCCGUUCUCCGUUACCCCGACUGACACUAAGACACUCCCAAACUCCACCUCCUUCUCUUCAUCCUCAUCCAAUCGUAAAGACAGAGAUAGGAAACGAGAUCGCAGCCUCCCACCCCCUGUUUCCUCUGAUGACCCGUUUGCAAUCACAAUGAUUGGCAGCCCAACACAUCAGUCUUCUCUGGCUGCAGCGGCUGGAUUAAUUCCUCCUCACAGCAGCAGCAGCAGCAGUAGCAGCAGCAGUACUGUGGGUGGUGGCUCUGUAAACAGCAAUAAACCGGGUCUUAAUGCUACUUCAAGCUCUUUGCCCACAGUCCAGACAAAGAAGGAGCUGAUGCACUGGAACUCUGUCCACAAUCCGUUUAGUGAGAGUGUCUCUGGAGCACUGAGCAGCUCCAAAACACUGGACGGAGGAGGAAAAGCAGAGGGAGGAGCAGCAGGGGAGAGGAGAAAGCACAGAUCAUCAGAAAGUGAACCACGCAGGAACGCUCCCCCACUCACGAGGCAUUCAGGCCCACAGGAAGAUCUGUGUUUCUCAACAGACAAAGACCAAGACUGUUUGGACCUGAACACACAAAUAACGUGCAGUGUCAGCUCUCACAAGGGGUCCAAGCCUAACUACAGACAGGACACGUCUGAAGUGGUUACAGCUGCUCCACAGAGAGCGAACAGGACCAAGAGGACUUCAGGCCGAUUAAGUGGCUGUGAGAGAUCACGUUCCCUGUGCUCCUCCCCACUGCCGGAGCCCAACCCUUCCCUCACCUCCUCCUCCUCCUCCAGUCCCAGUGAGUGGGGGAAUCAGAACCGAGCUCCCAGUCCUACCAGGAUGGGACAAGCCUCCCCGCUGCCCUACCAGCACCAGGACCAGCAACCAAGACAGUUGCACCUGUCCAGAGGACCCAGUCCCAUUUCCCUCAGCACACAGGAGGCCUGGCCAGUGGCAGCAGCCAUAACUGAGUAUGUCAAUGCCUACUUCAAAGGUGGACAACACAACCGCUGUCUGGUGAAGAUCACAGGCGACCUGACCAUGUCCUUCCCAGCAGGCAUCACCAGGAUUUUCACAGCCAACCCCAACGUUCCUGUCCUCAGCUUCAGACUGGUCAACAUCUCCAAGAUUGAUCACUUCCUGCCGAAUCAGAAGCUGCUCUACAUUGAUCCGUCUCAGACCGACCCAGACACCAGAGACUUCUGGUUCAACAUGCAGGCUCUGCAGGUCUACCUGCAGAAAGAAGCUGAACUCAACCCACAGGUGUCUUAUCACAAUGUCGGCGUGCUAAAGUACCAGGUGUCCUCCCAGGAUCCGGGUCGGGCUCCUCUCCUGUUAUCAGCCGAGUGUCAGCGAAGCGGCACAGUGACCCGAGUGUCUCUGGAUUAUCACUGCUGCCCCGCCACUGCUCCCUCCACCCAACUCAACGCUGUCCAGGUGCUGCUGCCAUUAGACCACAACGCCACUGACCUGCAGUGCCAGCCGCCCGCCUCCUGGAAUGCUGAAGAAAGACGGCUGCUGUGGAAACUCCCCAACCUCUCCCCAACCAAUCACAGCAAAGGCUCAGGGACGCUGUGUGCCAGCUGGCAGUGCCUGGAGGUUCCCCGCGGCCCUGCACCCAGCCUGGCUGUCCAGUUCGUGGGCUCCGGGGCCUCGCUGUCGGGCAUGGACGUGGAGCUGGUGGGCAGCCGCUACCGCAUGUCGCUCGUCAAGAAGAGAUUUGCCACAGGGAAGUACAUGGCAGGCUGCUCUUUGUGAAUCACUGAGGCACCAUCACUGCAGGUUCACAGAACUGAGUCAAGUACCUGAGAGCUGACUGGUGGUGAGGGAUUUAAACAAAACAAAAGGAGGUUCCUUUACUCUGCCUUGAAGGACAGUGUGUGUCCUGCUGUUUUAGGACCAAGUCUUUUCUUCUUUUUCCUCUUAAUUUAAGUCGUAAAAACACUCCGUCUUUUCCUAUUCAAUCUCCUUUGUUGACAUUAUUGUGUUUUGUGUGCCUUUGUAUGUAGAGACCACAAGCUAAGCUAGUUGGUGGAUUUUUUUUUUCAUGCAUUACGGAGGAAAGUGAAACAUAUUCCUGUGUUGCCAUGGAAAAAGUAAUAUUUAAAUGAUGUAAAUACUAGAGGUCAAACAGGAUCCUCUAUCCAAACCUUAGGAAAAAGAAAAAGAAAGUAAUGUUUGUAAAUCUUCUGUUUGUUUCCUAUUGGAGGUUUUGUGAUGUUGAUAUUUGAUUAAAAAAAUUAAUAAAUGUG
This is a messenger RNA of Solea solea (common sole), 4328 nucleotides long. It is a transcript of the gene fcho1, whose product is annotated as FCH and mu domain containing endocytic adaptor 1. The record is from RefSeq and is a predicted model, not a curated record. Gene Ontology annotation, biological process: clathrin coat assembly; clathrin-dependent endocytosis. The coding region runs from base 151 to 3834 and encodes 1227 amino acids. The transcript has 27 exons. Gene Ontology annotation, cellular component: cytoplasm; plasma membrane; clathrin-coated vesicle. Lineage: Eukaryota; Metazoa; Chordata; Actinopteri; Pleuronectiformes; Soleidae.